This is a messenger RNA of Chelonoidis abingdonii (Abingdon island giant tortoise), 7871 nucleotides long. The record is from RefSeq and is a predicted model, not a curated record. Lineage: Eukaryota; Metazoa; Chordata; Testudines; Testudinidae.
AAUUAUGUUUUGCUUUCUCUCUGUUUGCAGGUUUUGACCUAGUCAAGUGUGAAGAUCCGGGAAUACCAUAUUAUGGCUACAAGAUCCGUGAUGAAGGACAUUUUACCGACACAGUCAUUUUAUAUAGCUGUAAUCCUGGCUAUACAAUGCAUGGUAGUAGUAUUAUGACCUGCCUAAGUGGAGAUCGAAGAGUGUGGGACAAACCUUUGCCUACCUGCCUAGCUGAGUGUGGUGGUCGAAUUCAUGCUGCUACUUCUGGUCGCAUAUUGUCACCAGGUUACCCAGCACCAUAUGACAACAAUCUUCACUGCACUUGGAUUAUAGAGGCAGAUUCAGGGAAGACAAUUAGUCUACAUUUUAUUGUUUUUGACACUGAGGUCGCCCAUGACAUCCUGAAGGUGUGGGAUGGUCCUGUUGAAAGCAGUAUUCUUCUGAAAGAAUGGAGUGGUUCAGCCCUUCCUGAGGAUAUCCACAGCACCUUCAACUCACUGACGUUACAGUUCGACAGUGACUUCUUCAUCAGCAAGUCAGGCUUUUCCAUCCAGUUCUCAACAUCAGUUGCAUCAACAUGUAAUGAUCCUGGGACUCCACAGAAUGGUACCAGAUAUGGAGACAGCAGAGAGCCUGGGGAUACCACCACCUUUCAGUGUGACCCUGGGUAUCAGCUCCAAGGACAGGCCAAAAUUACUUGUGUGCAGCUGAAUAACCGAUUCUUUUGGCAACCUGAUCCUCCAACAUGCAUAGCUGCAUGUGGAGGAAACUUGACGGGUCCGGCAGGUGUUAUUUUAUCACCUAACUACCCACAGGCAUAUCCUCCUGGGAAGGAAUGUGACUGGAGAAUAAAAGCAAACCCUGACUUUGUCAUUGCCUUGAUAUUCAAAAGUUUCAGUAUGGAGCCCAGUUAUGAUUUUCUACAUAUUUAUGAAGGGGAAGAUUCUAACAGUCCUCUAAUUGGCAGUUUUCAAGGCUCCCAGGCACCUGAAAGAAUAGAGAGCAGUGCUAAUAGUUUAUUUCUAGCAUUUCGCAGUGAUGCUUCUGUUGGCAUGUCAGGAUUCGCCAUUGAAUACAAAGAAAAACCACGGGAAGCUUGUUUUGACCCUGGAAACAUAAUGAAUGGGACUAGAAUUGGAACAGACUUCAAACUUGGGUCGACCAUUACUUAUCAGUGUGAUUCUGGAUAUAAGAUUAUUGAUCCUUCAACUAUAACAUGUGUGAUUGGUGUUGAUGGAAAACCAUCUUGGAACAGAGUAUUGCCAUCUUGUAAUGCUCCUUGUGGAGGCCAGUAUACUGGAUCAGAUGGUGUGGUUUUAUCACCAAAUUAUCCACAUAAUUAUACUGCUGGGCAGACUUGUCACUAUUCUAUAACGGUACCUAAGGAAUUCGUUGUGUUUGGGCAAUUUGCCUAUUUCCAGACUGCUCUGAAUGAUGUGGCAGAGUUAUUUGAUGGAGAACACCCUCAGGCUAGACUUCUCAGUUCACUUUCUGGAUCUCACUCAGGCGAGACUUUGCCUUUAGCUUCAUCCAAUCAGAUAUUGAUGCGAUUCAGUGCAAAGAGUGGGGCAUCUGCCAGAGGUUUCCAUUUUGUCUACCAAGCUGUUCCACGCACCAGUGAUACACAAUGCAGCUCUAUUCCAGAACCCAGAUAUGGCAGAAGAAUUGGGUCUGAAUUUUCAGCAGGCUCUGUUGUUCGAUUUGAAUGUAGCCCUGGUUAUCUGCUGCAAGGCUCAAAAGCUAUUCAAUGUCAGUCUGUGCCUAAUGCUUUAGCUCAGUGGAAUGAUACUGUACCAAGCUGUAUAGUACCAUGCAAUGGGAAUUUCACUGAACGGAGGGGCACUAUCUUGUCACCUGGUUAUCCAGAACCCUAUGGUAACAGCUUGAAUUGUGUGUGGAAAAUCAUAGUGACUGAGGGAUCGGGUAUUCAGAUCCAGGUCAUAAGUUUUGCCACAGAACAUAACUGGGACUCCCUUGAAAUCUAUGAUGGUGGAGAUAUGACAGCACCGCGACUGGGAAGCUUUUCAGGUACUACUGUGCCAGCCUUGUUGAACAGCACCUCCAAUCAACUUUACCUGCACUUUCACUCUGAUAUUAGUGUGGCAGCAGCUGGUUUUCACCUGGAGUACAAAACUGUAGGCCUAGCUGCUUGUCCAGAACCAAUACUUCCUAGCAAUGGAAUCAAAAUGGGAGAUAGAUAUAUGGUGAAUGAUGUUUUGUCUUUUCAAUGUGAGCCAGGAUACACAUUACAGGGCCGUUCUCAUAUUUCUUGUAUGCCUGGAACAGUUCGUCGUUGGAACUAUCCAUCUCCCCUCUGCAUUGCUAAGUGUGGUGGAACACUGACAAAUAUGGGUGGAGUGAUCCUGAGCCCAGGUUUUCCUGGAAAUUACCCUAGUAACUUAGAUUGCACGUGGAAGAUCUUAUUGCCUGUUGGAUACGGUGCACAUAUUCAAUUUCUGAAUUUCUCUACUGAAGCUAAUCAUGACUUUCUUGAAAUUCAGAAUGGGCCUUACCACACCAGUUCUAUGAUAGGCCAGUUUAGUGGAACGGAACUCCCACCAUCUUUACUAAGUACAACUCAUGAAACACUCAUCCAUUUUUAUAGCGAUCACUCAGAGAAUCGACGAGGAUAUAAGCUUGCAUACCAAGCUUACGAGUUACAAAACUGUCCAGAUCCUCCUCCUUUUUUAAAUGGAUAUAUAGUCAACUUGGAUUACAGCGUCGGCCAAUCAAUAUCAUUUGAGUGCUAUCCUGGGUAUGUUUUAAUAGGUCACGCUGUUCUCACUUGCCAACAUGGGAUCAACAGGAACUGGAACUAUCUUUUCCCAAGAUGUGAAGCUCCGUGUGGCUAUAAUGUAACCUCUCAGAAUGGUACAGUUUAUUCCCCAGGAUUUCCAGAUGAAUAUCCAAAUUCAAAGGACUGUACAUGGCUUAUUUCUGUCCCUCAAGGCCAUGGGGUUUAUAUCAACUUUACCUUACUCCAAACUGAACCAGUGAAUGACUACAUUGCAGUUUGGGAUGGUCCUGAUCAAAAUUCACCUCAGCUGGGUGUUUUCAGUGGGAACACAGCUCUUGAAACAGCUUACAGCUCUACCAAUCAAGUCCUUCUCAAAUUUCACAGUGACUUCUCAACCGGAGGGUUCUUUGUCCUCAAUUUCCAUGCUUAUCAACUAAAGAAAUGCCAGCCUCCACCAGCAGUUCCACAGGCUGACUUACUUACAGAAGAUGAUGAUUUUGAAAUAGGAGAUUUUGCCAAAUACGAGUGUCAUCCUGGUUUCACCCUGGUUGGAAAUGACAUGUUGACUUGCAAGCUGAAUGCACAACUGCAGUUUGAGGGCUCACCUCCAUUUUGUGAAGCACAAUGCCCAGCAAAUGAAAUCCGUACAGACUCAUCUGGAGUGAUCCUCAGUCCAGGUUACCCAGGCAACUACCCCAAUUCUCAGACCUGCUCCUGGACUAUUAAAGUUGAACCAAGCUAUAACAUCUCUAUUUUUGUAGAAAUGUUUCAGAGUGAAAAACAGUUUGAUGAAUUGGAAAUAUUUGACGGUUCUUCUGGGCAAAGCCCUUUGUUGGUUUCUUUAAGUGGAAAUUAUACAGGACAACUAAACUUCACAAGCAGAAAUAAUCAGCUAUAUCUUCGCUGGUCAACUGACCAUGCAACCAAUAAGAAGGGAUUCAAGAUACGUUACUCAGCUCCCUAUUGCAGCUUAAACAAUAUCCCGAAGAAUGGUGGAACUGUCAAUAAAACAGCAGGUUCAACUGGAAGUAAAGUGCACUAUUACUGCAAGCCUGGAUAUAGAAUGAUUGGCCAUAGUAAUGCAACUUGUAGACGUCACCAGAAUGACCUGUAUCAAUGGGAUUCUCCUGCCCCACUUUGCCAUGCUGUGUCGUGUGGUAUUCCAGAAUCUCCAGGAAAUGGUUCAGUUGUAGGUAAUGAGUUCACUUUGGGCAGUAGAGUGAUAUAUGAAUGUAAAGAAGGCUUCAAGCUAGAGACUAGUCAACAAGCAACAGCAGUGUGUCAAGAAGAUGGAUUAUGGAGUAACAAAGGGAGACCACCUGUCUGUAAACCUGCAACUUGCCUCAGCAUUGAGACUCUGCUCUCAGAGCAUGUCAUCUGGAGACUGAUAUCUGGGUCAUUGAAUGAGUAUGGAGGUCAAGUCAUGCUGAGCUGCAGUCCUGGCUAUUAUUUAGGGGGUCAAAGGCUCAUACAGUGCAGAUCUAACGGCACAUGGAGUGGAGGUGAUGAAAGGCAUAGUUGUAAGGUUGUCUCCUGUGGUGGCCUCCCUUCGCCACCAAAUGGUAAUAAGAUUGGAACCGUAACGGUGUAUGGAGCCACUGCAAUCUUCACAUGUAACACAGGGUACACGCUAGUUGGAUCUCAUGUGAGAGAAUGCUUAGCAAAUGGGCUCUGGAGUGGCGCCGAAACCCGAUGCCUGGCUGGGCAUUGUGGUUCUCCAGAUCCAAUUGUAAAUGGCCACAUUAGUGGGGAUGGCUUCAGUUACCGUGACACUGUGGUCUAUCAGUGUAACCCUGGCUUUCGGCUUGUUGGUACAUCUGUCAGGAUUUGCCUGCAAGAUCAUAAGUGGUCUGGACAAACUCCUGUUUGUGUCCCGAUCACAUGUGGACAUCCUGGGAACCCAGCUCAUGGAGUAACUAAUGGAAGCGAGUUCAAUUUGAAUGAUGUUGUAAACUUUACUUGUGGCACUGGGUAUUUACUUCAAGGCGCCACUCGAGCACAGUGCCGGAGCAAUGGACAGUGGAGCAGCCCUUUACCUACUUGCCGAGUGGUGAACUGUUCUGAUCCAGGCUUUGUGGAAAAUGCUAUUCGUCAUGGGCAGCAGAAUUACCCUGAAAGUUUCAAGUAUGAAAUCAGCGUGAUGUACCAUUGUAAGAAGGGAUUUUACAUCUUGGGCUCUUCUACUUUGACCUGUAAGGCUAACGGCUUGUGGGAUAGGUCACUACCAAAAUGUUUGCCCAUUUCUUGUGGACAUCCUGGAGUUCCUGCCAAUGCAGUUCUUUCAGGAGACAAAUUCACAUAUGGAUCUACAGUUCACUAUUCUUGCACAGCAAGUCGAACUCUCAUAGGAAAUUCUACUAGAGUCUGCCAGGAAGAUAGCCGCUGGAGUGGAACUCUCCCUCACUGCUCAGGAAGUAGUCCUGGAUAUUGUGAUGAUCCAGGUGUACCACCUCAUGGGUCAAGACUCGGGGAUGAAUUCAAAAUAAAAAGUCUACUACGUUUCUCCUGUGAAAUGGGUUAUCAGCUGAGAGGAUCUGCAGAACGCACAUGCUUGCUUAAUGGUUCUUGGUCUGGUUUACAGCCUGUUUGUGAUGCUGUAUCUUGUGGAAAUCCUGGCACCCCAGCCAAUGGCAUGGUAAUAUACAGUGAUGGGAUAAUGUUCUCGAGCUCAGUCAUCUAUGCUUGCUGGGAAGGUUACAAGACUUCAGGGCUAACUACUCGACAUUGUACAGCCAAUGGGACAUGGACUGGCACUGCUCCAGACUGCACAGUAAUCAGCUGUGGAGAUCCAGGUGGAAUAGCAAAUGGUAUGCAGUUUGGAACUGAUUUUAUCUUUAAUAAGACAGUCAGCUAUCAGUGCAACCCAGGGUAUUUGAUGGAGCCUGUCAGUUCAUCCACUAUACGUUGUAUGAAAGACAGCACUUGGAACCAGAGUAAACCAGUCUGCAAAGCUAUCACAUGUGGCUCACCUCCUCAAGUGCUCCAUGGAAAAGUGGAAGGAUCAGAUUAUCGUUGGGGGUCCAGUAUAAGUUACAAUUGUGCAGAGGGCUAUCAGUUAUCCAAUGCAGCUAUUCUUUCAUGUGAAGGACGCGGUGUAUGGAGGGGAGAUAUCCCACAAUGUCUGCCUGCAUUUUGUGGAGAUCCUGGUACUCCAGCUGAGGGGCGUCUUAAUGGGAAAAGUUUCACUUACAGAUCUGAAGUAUCCUUUCAGUGCCGACCCCCUUUUAUACUGAUAGGAUCUUCAAGAAGAGUCUGUCAAGCAGAUAGUGUUUGGAGUGGAAUUCAACCAACAUGUAUUGAUCCAGCCCAUAACACUUGCACAGAUCCUGGUACUCCACCUUAUGGAAUACAGAACAAUUCUAGGGGUUAUGAGGUUGGAAGCACAGUCUUUUUCAGAUGUAGGAAGGGUUAUCAUAUUCAAGGCUCUACUACUCGAUCUUGUCUUGCAAACUUAACUUGGAGUGGUAUACAGUCUGAAUGCAUUCCUCAUGCUUGCAGACAGCCAGAGACACCAGCGCAUGUAGAUGUGAAAGCAAUAGAUCUUCCUACUUUAGGUUACACUUUGGUGUAUACCUGUCAGCCAGGAUUUUUUCUUGCUGGUGGAUCAGAGCACCGGACAUGUAAACCAGAUAUGAAAUGGACAGGAAAGCCACCUAUUUGUAAAAGUAAAGGAGUGAGAGAAGUUAAUGAAACAAUAACUAAAACUCCAGUUCCUUCAGAUGUGUUUUUCAUAAAUUCAUUGUGGAAAGGAUUUUAUGAGUAUCUAGGGAAAAGGCAACCUGCUACUCUAACAGUCGACUGGUUCAAUACUACAAGCAGCAAAGUGAAUGCCACAUUCAUUGAAUCGUCCAAUGUACAACUUAAGCUAUCAGGUGUUUACAAGAAAGAAGAGGCUCAUUUGCUUUUAAAAGUCUUUCAAAUUAAAGGCCCUGUGGAAACUUUUGUAAGCAAGUUUGAAAAUGAUAACUGGGCACUAGAUGGCUAUGUGUCAUCAGGGCUUGAAAGAGGUGUGUUUACUUAUCAAGGUGAUAUGCAUGGAAAAGACUUUGGAAAAUUUAUGCUCCAAAGGCAAGGUCCUUUAAGCACAGAUGCAGAUCAUUCAAAUCACUAUUAUGGCACAAACAGCAGUUCUGUUGCAGCAGCCAUCCUGGUACCAUUCUUUGCUCUAAUAUUAUCAGGGUUUGCAUUUUACCUCUACAAACACAGAACAAGACCAAAAGUACAGUACAAUGGAUAUGCUGGUCAUGAAAACAGUAAUGGACAGGCUUCAUUUGAAAAUCCCAUGUAUGACACAAACUUAAAGCCCACAGAGGCAAAGGCUGUGAGGUUUGACACGACUCUAAACACAGUUUGUACAGUGGUAUAGCCUUUAGUGCCCAAUAUGACUGAUUCAUAGCCAUACCUCUGAUGGACAAGCAGUAAUUCCUUUGGUGCCAUAUACCAGUUUUCCUUCUUCUCUUGGCUUUGCUGCUGUAAUCUUUAACAUCUUCUGUUGGCAUACAUGCAGCUAAAUUUUCUGGUAAAACGUGACAGUCUUCUGGGGAUCAGAAAAAUAAUAUUUUUUCGUCUUAAAGGUGGAUUAAAAUGCCUGGCUGCAUCGGCUUCAGAUUAAGGCACACUCUAAGAAAGACUGUCAAGUCAUGCCUAUUUGUUAUAUUUAAUGCCUCAGACUUUCAUAUUUGUAUGUGGCUGGAUGCCUUUCAAUGCAAUCUUCUGGGCACUUGGAUAAAUCCUUUGGGUACUGUGACAAAUGAUAGCACCACAGAUUUUCCCCAAGAAUAGGAACACUCUGAAGAAAAAAGCUUUCUUGAAGGAAAAGACAACCUUUGCCAAGGUUGCACACACCUACAAAUGCUUUACCAUUGAAAUCUCGUUACAAUUAAAGCAACCUACAGAUGUUCAUACAUAGGGCGGUUUGCAAAUUUCCCAGUCACCUGUUGUAUUGCAAAAUGUUAAUGCACAAUUCUUUGCACUAGUGUGUUAUGAAUGACUGAGUAAGAUACUGGUAAAAAAACAUACAGGGUUUAUAUACACAGUCCAUUGUAUAUAAAUAUUCACUCGCUCUUGGUCAAGAAAAACAUUCCAUGGUAAGUUGACUUUGUGUGGUAGGGUAUGACCCCAUACUUUAAAAAAGGUUAAAACA